AUGGUCAUAGGAAUUCUCAACAAGCUAUUCUCGACGUUGCACAGGUACAGAAGACGUCGACUCAAUCAGAAACAUGUCCGUUAUGUGUGGGACAGGUAUAUUGGGACAAGGCCCAAGUUUUUUAUAAGAGUAAGUCUUACUGUAAAGGAGAAGAAGAUGAUGACAGGUUGUGUAUAACAUCUGCAAAAGGGACUCGGCCAUUCGAAUAAGACUUAUGAAUUUACCGGAGCAUGUCGAUGAACUUGUUAUUUGUCAUGUGGCCGAAGAAAUGUACGGAUUCUUUGAUGUCCUCGUGAGCGUAAGUCAAAGGCCUUCCCUUUAUUCCCUUAAUACAGCAAUUAAGGAAUGUGUCCGCGAUAAAACGACUGGCCUACGCCCUGGGGGAGAAACAGGCCAUUCAAUGCAAAGUGGAGUUCGAUGUGAGUGUUUCUGAUUGUUUCAAUAUUAAGCCUUGCAAUCCGAUACCCCAUUUUAUAUUAUCCUUUUUAGAUCUCCUUUUGGAGCACCUUCGUUCUUGCAUUUAUGGAGGAAUUGGAAAGGAGUGAUACCUUCGAUCGGGUGCAUUUGAAUGCUUUCAGGGAUUUCCUAACAAUUAUUAGCGAUGAAAUGAUCAAUGGUUAUUUCAUUUGCAAAUCUGAACGCCAUGACAGUCAAAAUGCAACAAACUCUGUAAAAACUUAA
Bursaphelenchus xylophilus (pine wood nematode) is the source of this 681-nucleotide messenger RNA. The record is from the annotation of a GenBank genome assembly. NCBI's taxonomy places the organism in Eukaryota, Metazoa, Nematoda, Chromadorea, Rhabditida, Aphelenchoididae.